UACUUCCAAAAGGAUGAGCAUUAACCAUCUCAGAAUAUAUAGGUCGUAGCACAUUCGUCAUAUUGUGCAUGGAGUUCUCAUCUCCCUGUGCUCCCCAACGAGCGGCGGCGGCGGACCUGUCUCUGACGUUGGAGCCGGCGAGCGACGGCGCCGGGGACGUGGGCGGCAAGAACGUGCGGCUGUACCCCUGCCUUUUCUGCGACAAGACGUUCCUCAAGUCGCAGGCGCUCGGUGGCCACCAGAACGCUCACAAGAAGGAGCGAAGCGCCUGGAACCCCUACGUCUACGACAGCCACUACGCCGCGGCGCCCUUUUCGGUUGUCGGGAGUGCAAGCAGCGUCCCCGCCAUGUCCAUACCCACACUGUCCCACGGCGUCAGCGAAGUGUGCGCCGGUUCAGCCGAUAACCAGGACGCCGACGGUGCACCAAGCUUUCGAGCGCAAAUGCAGCGAAGGCGCGCCGCGCUUUUCACUCCGGUGAGCAUCUGUCAGGAGAUGAACGUGGCUGCUGAUAACAUGCUCAUCACCAGCUACGGCACCAUCGACAUGUUCAACUGGGCCAGGGCCUCCCGUGCCGCCGUUGCCUCCGCCUGCCCGCACAGCGCGGCCACCACGGCAACCUCAUCAGCUGGCGCCGCCGAGGAGCUCGACCUCGAGUUGAGACUCUAG
Messenger RNA from Phragmites australis (common reed), 668 nucleotides. RefSeq lists its product as uncharacterized. The transcript has a single exon. Bases 69 to 668 code for a protein of 199 amino acids. The record is from RefSeq and is a predicted model, not a curated record. Gene Ontology annotation, molecular function: DNA-binding transcription factor activity. Lineage: Eukaryota; Viridiplantae; Streptophyta; Magnoliopsida; Poales; Poaceae.